Culicoides brevitarsis is the source of this 1141-nucleotide messenger RNA. RefSeq names its product zinc finger protein 596-like. Gene Ontology annotation, cellular component: nucleus. Gene Ontology annotation, molecular function: RNA polymerase II cis-regulatory region sequence-specific DNA binding; zinc ion binding; DNA-binding transcription factor activity, RNA polymerase II-specific. Gene Ontology annotation, biological process: regulation of DNA-templated transcription. The coding region runs from base 57 to 1055 and encodes 332 amino acids. The transcript has 2 exons. The record is from RefSeq and is a predicted model, not a curated record. NCBI's taxonomy places the organism in Eukaryota, Metazoa, Arthropoda, Insecta, Diptera, Ceratopogonidae.
UCAAGAUUUCCAUCCAAAAAGUCGAAUUUUGAGGGAUUUCUGACUUAAAUCGAGGAAUGGAGGACCUUUGUCUCAUUUGUUUCAAGGAAAUACCUUCAAAAAAUCCUCCGGAAGUGAAAGUUGUUGAUGCUUUAAGAGACAUUUUUCGAAUAAAUGUCUUUGAAGGACUCUUUGUGUGUGAAAAAUGCAAAAUUACCUUAUUCAAGUUCCAUGAUUUUUAUCAAGAGACCCUGAAAAAUUAUGAAAAACUAAAAAAAUUAAAAAUUCCCAAAUUAGAAGUGAUUUCUGAAGACAUUCCUGUUAAAAUUGAAGAAUUUUUCGACGAAUCGACGGUUUGCGAGACGUUCCUUGAAGCAAAAUCCGAUGCAAAAAUUGAUGAAAAACGAAAAAAUUCAAGUCAGCGAAGAAAAUCGAGCAAAAAACGAGCUUCCCGUGAUCCCUACAUUUGCGAUUUGUGUGGAAAAUCUAUUCGACGCUUCGUGGAUUUGCGUUCUCACAUCGAAAAAACCCAUUUGCGACUUCGGAAGUUUCAAUGUCAUUUGUGCGGCGAUAAUUUCUUCGCAAGUAACAACUUGAAAUUUCAUCUGACGACCCACGAUAAAAGUCGUCCCCGGAGUAAAUGCAAUAUUUGUGGCGUUCUCGUGCUGGAUCUCAAGAAACAUUUUCGUACGUCGCAUAAUGACUCGAAUCCGGUCGUUUGUAACAUCUGCGGCAAGAGUUUGAUGAACGAGAUGAAGUUGCGGUAUCACACGUACAAACGACAUCCGCCUCAGGGCAAGUUUCGAUGCAAUAUCUGUGAUAAGGAUUUCUGUAAUGCGCUUUAUUUGAAGGAACAUACGCACCAAAAGCACAUCGGGGGAUUUCUUUAUACCUGCGAUUGGUGCGAUUUUCAGACGAAUUACAGCAAAAAUAUGCCGACACAUCAAAAGUUGAAGCAUAAGGAGGAGUAUGAGGCACGGAGACGAGCAAGGCCGGCGAUGAUGUCGAGAGUGCAUGAAAUGAAAGCGACAUUGGCGUUACAGGGACAAGUUGGGACUGAGGGAAAUGUCACGUAAAGUUGUUUUAAAAUUGAAUUUAAUAAAAUUUUGUUGGAUAUUAGAAUUAAAAAAAAAUAAAAUGAAACAAUUAAAAGUUAAAAUAA